This is a messenger RNA of Punctularia strigosozonata HHB-11173 SS5, 1224 nucleotides long. Its product is annotated as Mis12-domain-containing protein. NCBI's taxonomy places the organism in Eukaryota, Fungi, Basidiomycota, Agaricomycetes, Corticiales, Punctulariaceae. Gene Ontology annotation, cellular component: chromosome, centromeric region; nucleus. The coding region runs from base 1 to 891 and encodes 296 amino acids. The transcript is spliced from 3 exons. Gene Ontology annotation, biological process: kinetochore assembly; protein localization to kinetochore; mitotic sister chromatid segregation. The record is from RefSeq and is a predicted model, not a curated record.
AUGAGCGCGUCAACAACGAUUGCACCUGCAUCCGGUGCUGAAGCGCUACUUCUGGUUGAACUGCUUGGUUUCGUGCCGCAAUUUUUCCUGGAUGACCUCUUCGGUGUCGCACAGGAAGCCGCGAACCAUACAGUAGAGGCGAUGGAGAGCUACCUGGCUCGCUGGGCUCAGUCCCGCUCAAAGACAGACAAAGACGACGAUAAAGAUGCGGACGAAGAUAUUGAGCAAGGUCUAGUAUCGUUCCAAACCCUGCUUGAGUCGCAUGUUGACCAAGCCUUCGAUUUCCUCGAGGCUUGGUCACUGCGCAAUAUUCUCGCCGUUCCGUCCCACCUCCCGGUGGUUGUUCCGCAUCAACGAGGGCUAGAUCUGGAGACGCCUCCCGAACGAGAACUAGAACUGCUGGCCGAACUAGAAGAUCUGAGGCGCAGAAUGAACAAUAUGCGCGCGCUUCGGCGCCUAUAUGUUCGCGCGGCCCGCAAGUCCCGGCUCCAGCUGCGCCGCGCCCAGGCGCAACGGCAAACCCUUUCAUUCCUCCGUACGCCGGAGGCGCUAUCGAAUCUCUCCAUGCUUCCGGAGCUGGUCAUGCAACUACGUUCUUCGGUUAGCGAGCUCCCACCUGUCGAGGAGCUCCCAUCUACGUCGCCUUCGCUACCUCAAGGCGCAGGCAAGCGGCAAUGGGAGGUCGGGAAACCCGGAUACGAGCAAUGGGCGGUUUCUCAGCUGUUAGCCAAGUCCCGGACGCGCGUGGGCGACAAAUCCGGCGUUAUCGGAAUGGUCGAGCGGUCGAAGGGCGUUGGCUCAACGGAACACCUCAGAGCCGCAGUUAGCGGACCUGGCGGCACCGGAAGUGUUGACGACGAAAGUAUGGAAAUGGAUGCCGAAGCGCAAUGACGGCGCAAGCCGCCUCGAUGCUCGGCUUGUGGUGAUUGUGCCCCUGCAACCACGGUGCACCGCCCGCAGUGCGGCUUCACAGUGUACAUACUGUACUUGUACCCUUUACGAGUACGUGUUCCGCCCGGCGAUGGGCUCGAUCCACGAAGGGUCGUAUGUCCGGUACAGCUGCAUUCCCGGCUCAUGCAUACCCGUCGGGUGGCGACCUACAGCCCGUUGCUCUGCAUUCCGAGUUCUACUCGCGCUAAUAUGACCGGUAAAAUAAAUGACAAGGACCCCAAACCACCGCCGUCGCCUCGCGAUGGGAGCUGCUGGCUUAUAGCGCAUCAUGAU